Pundamilia nyererei is the source of this 709-nucleotide messenger RNA. RefSeq names its product proteasome (prosome, macropain) assembly chaperone 4 (gene psmg4). The record is from RefSeq and is a predicted model, not a curated record. The transcript has 3 exons. Bases 139 to 504 code for a protein of 121 amino acids. NCBI's taxonomy places the organism in Eukaryota, Metazoa, Chordata, Actinopteri, Cichliformes, Cichlidae. Gene Ontology annotation, biological process: proteasome assembly.
UCUCACUCUAGAGCAUCGAUGAUCGAUUGCUUUGGCCUGCCUUUUUUGCUAAACCAGGAAGUAUUCCAUGCUGUUUAUAGUUAAGCUAACGCGGCCUUUAGAUGUUCAUCCAAUAAAGAGGGAAACAAAAUUGGCAAAAUGCAGAACGGUGCGGAAUUUGAGGGAAUUUCCGUUCACAAUUUCUCUGAAAAGAUUCUGGAGCAGGUGGUACACUUUCACGUCAUGAAGCUCAGCGGCGGGUUUUUCCUUUGGGUCGGUUCGGCUCCGGUUCUGUCCAACUUAGCAGUGUCUAUGAGCAGCAAAUAUGAUUCAAUGCCGUUAUCUACAUUAGUUAUGGGGGACCCAUCCAACACAGCACCAAAUUCUUUGGCACAAAGAUUAGCAAAGAAGACCAAAAAACAAGUAUUUGUCAGUUACAGUCUUCCAAUGACAGAUACCAGCCUCAGUCUCUUGGUGGAGAACAGGAUCAAAAAGGAGCUGGAGCUGCACGCUGAGCAUUUUUGAGCACAUGUGACCCUUUGUAGGAGGAGGGCAGCAGUGUAGUACUGGAGUCAUACUCAAAUGCAAUAAUCAGGACAAACGGCCACAUCAAGUGUUUUUUUUAUUGACAAUAAAUUAAGUAGUUUAUUAUCAAAACAUGUACUAUAGGCCUGUGGCUUUGUCUGUUUGUUUGUUUUUUUACAAAUCCAUAUUAAAAAAAUAACACUUA